AUGGAGUUAAGUUGGGUUUGGAUGAUUGUUGCCACUUUCUUGGCAUUUUACAUUUUUGUAAAGAAAAUAGUGAGAAAGUUGAAUGGGUGGUAUUAUGAUAAGAAAUUAGGAAACAAACAUAGCUUAUUGCCUCCUGGUGAUAUGGGAUGGCCUCUUAUUGGAAACAUAAUUCCCUUCAUCAAACAUUUCUUCUCUGAUCAUCCUGAUUCAUUCAUCAACAACUUAGUCUCCAAAUAUGGAGAAAGUGGUAUCUACAAAACUCAUUUGCUGGGAAAACCAAGCAUCAUCGUAUGCACACCUGAGAUGUGUAAGAGAGUGUUGAAUGAUGAUGAGAACUUCAAGCAAGGGUAUCCAAAAUCCACCAGUGAGCUGUUGAAAAACAAGGCUUUGAGCAAUGUGUGCAGUGCAGAACACAAGGGUUUGAGAGAGUUGGUGAGUUCUGGGAUUUUGGGUCAGAAAGUUUUGGCAACGAACCUAGAAAUUGUGGAGAAUAUAGUGAUUAAUUCAUUGGAUGAGUUAUCCAGAAUGAAACAACCCCUUCAGGUUUUCAAAGAGAUGGAAAAGAUUUCCUUUGAAACCAUUGUUCACAUCUUGAUGGGUUCUCACACUAAUUCCAACAACAUUGCAAAGUUGAGAGAGUUGUUUCACCAAUUCUCCAAAUGCAAUCCUAUAUAUUCUCUUCCCAUCAACUUCCCUGGUUUUUCUUUCCAUCAAGGACUCAAGGUAAGAAAGAAGUUGUUGAAGGUAAUUGAAUCGAUAGUGGGUGAAAGGAGGUCAGUGAUGAAAAUGGUAAAAAAUGGAGAUAAUAAGAAAGAUCUGAUUGACCUUGUUUUGGAUGCCAAAGGGGAAAAUGGUGAGGAAUUGAAGGACGAAGAUGUUGCAGAUAUUUUGUUAAUGCUUCUCUUUGCUGCUCACGAAACCACUGCAGUGGCUUUCACUUCCUCAAUUUUAUAUCUUACAAGACAUCCAUUACUCUUUGCAAAAGCUAAGGAAGAGCAAGAAGAAAUUGUGAAGGCAAGACCAUCAUCUCAGAAACAAUUAAGUCACAAGGAAAUUAAGAAAAUGAUUUAUCUUUCCCAGGUAAUGAAUGAAACCUUACGUCGUACCAGUAUUGCAUUUUCUGUUUUUCGUGAGGCAACUAAAGACGUCAAUAUCAAUGGUUAUAUCAUACCAAAAGGGUGGAGAGUUAUAGUUUGGUUAAGAGCUAUUCAUAUGAAUCCUAAAUAUUAUCCAAAUCCAGAAGAAUUCAAUCCAUCAAGAUGGGGUGAAAACAAUGCUAGGGCAGCAACCUUCCUUCCUUUUGGAGCAGGAACAAGGCUUUGUCCAGGAAAUAACAUUUUCAAAUACGAAAUUUCCAUAUUUUUACACUAUUUUCUACUAAAUUACAAGUAA
Vigna angularis (adzuki bean) is the source of this 1392-nucleotide messenger RNA. RefSeq names its product beta-amyrin 11-oxidase-like. Gene Ontology annotation, molecular function: iron ion binding; heme binding; ent-kaurenoic acid monooxygenase activity. Lineage: Eukaryota; Viridiplantae; Streptophyta; Magnoliopsida; Fabales; Fabaceae. The record is from RefSeq and is a predicted model, not a curated record. The coding region runs from base 1 to 1392 and encodes 463 amino acids. Gene Ontology annotation, cellular component: endoplasmic reticulum. Gene Ontology annotation, biological process: brassinosteroid biosynthetic process; brassinosteroid homeostasis; multicellular organism development. The transcript has 7 exons.